UAUGCGGCAUGCAGUUCAGGUAUCUAAAAUCCUUUAAGAAGCACCGUCUCAAUCACGCCCUCGAGCGGUUGCAGCGCGCGCCCGAACCUCAGAGCAGCGUCGUCGUCGUCUCGGCGCCGGCCGAGCGCAGCGAUCAGGUCUCGAGCACCGGCGAGCCGUCCCAGGUGGAGACCGGUAGCGAUACCACGACGAAUCCGGGCGACGCCGAGGAGAUACGCGGCGUAUUCUCCGAGGGCGCGCGCGGCGACGAGAGCGUCUCGGAGACCGCGAGCGUUCAGGAGAAUCCCGGCGAUGCGGUGGAGGUACAGAUGACAGAGACCACCGCCGCUGGAGUCGGCGGGAUUGGUAGCGGCGGUGGCGGCAGCGGCGGCGGUGGUACCAGCAGUGAGGCCGGCGACGUGGACGAUAAUGCCGUCGACGACGAUCGGCACGAGCCCACCGAGGCGAUGAUCGGCCUCGCGCGAAGCGGUACUCGCGAGGCCGAUCGCCGCGAGCGGCGCUUCGCUUGUCCAUUCUGCGGCAAAUGCGUCAGGUCUAAGGAAAAUCUGAAGCUGCACGUGCGCAAGCACACCGGCGAACGGCCGUUCGUUUGCCUGUUCUGCGGCCGCGCCUUCGGCGGCAAGAGCGACCUGACGAGGCAUCUACGCAUCCACACUGGCGAACGGCCGUACCACUGCGAGAUGUGCGGCAAAUGUUUCGCGCGGGCUGACUACCUCUCCAAGCAUCUCACCACGCACAUCCACCAGCGCUAACGCGAUUGCAACUCGGCUCAUCCGCCUCGGCCUCCUCGGAGCCGAAGAGCAACGCGUCGACGUACCUCCUUCUCUCCGGUACGUCCCUCCGCGCGUUGAUGCGCCACGACCGCCGCGAGAUGACUCGAGGACUGAUCUCGCAAAAUGAUACGAAUAACACAGAAUAUUAGAUAUAACACUUUAAUAACGAGCAGAAUAGAAGAAACGGCAUUCUCUUUGUGCGCUCAACGGCAGAUGUUACGUGUUACGUAUAGAGUAAUAGUGCGGGGAGCAAAUUAUCUACUUUAUGUGCUAAUUAUUUCUCUCCGAUAACGCUAUUCGGAAGACAGAAACUCACUUCCUCACUUCCACUAAUAAAAGUGCCGCAAGGCGAUAACGGCAAUAAUUCUGAAUGUUGCUUAACUGAUUCGCACUUUAGUAUCCAGAUUAAAAUCCAGAUUUUGGAAUAUUCGAUCGUUCACGAGAUCAUACCUCGAGUCCGCGUCGGUUAUCAUUGACGCUUUCGGCUGAUCGUUGCCGAGCGAAAAUCGUUCUGCUCGCAAAGAGUACAAGCAUUGGAUGAAACUGCUGAAGGAUUUCUACUGAGAGGAAGAAAGACGCAAAAAAA
This is a messenger RNA of Pogonomyrmex barbatus (red harvester ant), 1359 nucleotides long. RefSeq names its product transcription factor Sp9-like. Lineage: Eukaryota; Metazoa; Arthropoda; Insecta; Hymenoptera; Formicidae. The record is from RefSeq and is a predicted model, not a curated record.